This is a messenger RNA of Aspergillus ibericus CBS 121593, 2095 nucleotides long. RefSeq names its product DUF4246 domain-containing protein. Lineage: Eukaryota; Fungi; Ascomycota; Eurotiomycetes; Eurotiales; Aspergillaceae. The coding region runs from base 8 to 2095 and encodes 695 amino acids. The transcript has a single exon. The record is from RefSeq and is a predicted model, not a curated record.
GGACCAAAUGGCAACCCUCGACAACACGGGAGAUGGUCCCCUUCAGGUCCCUGGCUUUGGCUCCAUCCCCCUGCAUUUUGAACUCUCCCCAGAGGCCCGUUUUGCGCAUGGUUUAGUUGAGUAUCGCCACUCGCCUCGAUUGACCAUGCGCGAGAUGGCCAUGCUCCGACUCAUGCAACACAUCACGGAGCAGCCUGGCUGGGAUCGUGUGGUAUUGGACUGGGAUGGACCCCAACUCGCGCAGUGGUAUCGAGACGCCAGGGAAGGAUCGGAAGGGUUUCUGAUCAGUCCCGCGGUAUGGAAUUGGUGCCUCGCGGAACUGCGCGACAAAGCGGAGACGUGGCAGCGUACAGGCCGUCUCUUUGUGUUUGACUCCUCUUCGGCCGUGUGUCAGGCGGAGGCGUCAGGGUUCCUGGAGGGAAUUCAAGAGGGGAUGGCCCGACUUGGGGCCCAGCCAAGCCACGACCACCCUCUGGUGGAUCCGUCGCUGUUUCCUUUAGUCUACGACCGCUCUCCGGUCUUGGUCCACGGCGGACAGGUUUCCCUGGACGAUCUAUGGGGCCUAGCCGGGGAGGUCGCGGAAAGGCUGCCGCCUCAUCCGCUCGAUCUAGCCGGCAGACCGCGCCGGGGCCCUGUCGCUCGCAUGCCGGUGUAUGGAGGAGGGCCGGAGAGCUGUUGGUCGAACCGCUUCCAAUGGCUCCCCUGCGAAGUCCAGUUCAGUCCCACCAAAACACCCAAUGACCCUCCGGAUGUUCAGAUCACCUCCUACGUCAAUAACCUCCAUCCAGACAAUCACCGAGGGUUGUAUAGACAUCUUGAGCGCUUAAUCUCCGAUUCAAUCUCCUCUUGGAACGAGAUCCUCUUCUACGGCAAUAGCCGUGGCCGCCAUCCUCCACGCAUCCUCACGUACGGCUGUCAGAUCCACAACUACAUGGAAAGGCACAAGAUAUUCCAGGACUUGCUACCAAUGCUUAGCUGGAAUGCACUGUGUGAUUCCCACGAAGAGUGGCAGGAGCUGCGUCAGGCUGCUCGCGAGUACAUUACAGGGCCUGAGCCACCCAAAUGGAAGCAGGCCAACCCUAUGACCGGAACGCCAGCCAACCUGUUGGACGAGCUCAUGCCAGACCAGUGGGACAUUCCAAGGGAUGUGCACCACCUUCUCAAGUGUAAGCGGAUCCGGCGAGCCUGGUUUGAUCACCCUGAGCCCGGCGUCUCAUUUACUUACGAUCAAUGGAAGCGGGGUCAAUUUACUGGGCGCGCGCUGAGCCCACAACGGCUCGAGAAGUUUCCGGAUCCGCUGCAUCACGACUAUACUCCCGUGCAUCUGCAGGAGACCUUUCGGCAGGACGGUCUCCAGGUCGUGGUGGAAAUCAACCGCAUCGAAUUAACGCCGGACAAUCCGACGUAUUCCGGUGAGGCGCAUUACCACACGGAAGGGCUGCGCAACGACCAUAUCGCGGCCACCAGUCUCUAUGUGGUGGAAGCCAAGAAUGUAACCCAGGCCCGCAUGGCGUUCGAGCAUGAGGACAAGGUUCACGCGGGUGAACUCGAGUGCAAGGUCCCACAGGCACUAGCGACUGUGCUCGAUGUGGAUGACUGGGAGGUAUUCGAGGAGAGGCCACCUCGUGCACUGCACACCUUCGGGUCGGUUCCGAUCACGGAGGGCCGUCUUCUGAGCUGGCCCAAUACUUAUCGGUCUAAGCAAGAAUCCUUUGGGUUGGUGGACUCCAGUCAGCCCGGACACUUGACCCUCAUCAAGCUCCGGCUGGUCGACCCCCACUAUCGCAUCUGCUCGACUCGCAAUGUACCACCGCAGCAGCAUGACUGGUGGGCCGCUGCAGCACGGCAGGCAGCCAAUCUCGAUCGUCACUUGCCCCCAGAGCUGGUGCUAUCCGUAAUGGAACACGCGGACUGGUGGCCUAUCUCUGCGGCUGAGGCACAGCUCCUCCGGGAAGACCUCUGUCAGGAGCAUGAGCGCGUGCGAAACGCCAUUGAGGAAUGUGUGGGGCACCAUGUUGUCGUAUUCCUUCCUUAUGACCAAUAUGUAGCCACGGACGUGACGGAUACGACUGGUGUCGGGUACGAGUCUCCUUGA